Messenger RNA from Rubroshorea leprosula, 1235 nucleotides. Lineage: Eukaryota; Viridiplantae; Streptophyta; Magnoliopsida; Malvales; Dipterocarpaceae. The record is from the annotation of a GenBank genome assembly.
ACCUUAAACUGUUAAUGAGUGGAAGGACCACAGUUCAAGGUGAAGUAGCCAUCGACCAUCCACACGCACCCUCUCCCUGAUAAGGCAGAGAUAAGGCCCCCAUAUUUCCUCUUCACAUCCGUCAGCUAGCAAUCAUACACACACAAAACAUAAAUAAAUCUUCUCAGCCCAUUUUUGUUGCCACUUGUGUAUUCUAUACGUACAUAAUCAUAAUCCUGACCACCGAACCCAGAUCGAUCCUGGCGAUGGCCGCCACCACCACCACAGCAGCUGCUACCUCCCAUUUCUUUGGGACCCGUAUCCUGCCCCAGAAGCCAAGCUCUGCCAAAUUUCAAGCCAGGUUUGGGUUUGGGUUUGGCAAAAAGAAAGCUCCAGAACCCCCAAAAAAGUCAUUCUCCAAAUCACUACCAUCCGAACGUCUCGUCUGGUUGCCGGGGGCAAACCCGCCGGCCUGGCUCGAUGGGACCAUGAUUGGUGACCGUGGGUUCGACCCGUUCGGAUUCGCUAAACCGGCGGAGUACUUGCAGUUCGAUUUGGACUCGCUGGACCAGAACUUGGCCAAGAACGUGGCCGGCGAGAUCAUCGGGGUCAGGACGGAGGUCACGGAGAUCAAACCGACGCCGUUUCAGCCCUACUCGGAGGUAUUCGGAUUGCAGAGGUUCAGAGAGUGCGAGCUGAUUCACGGGAGGUGGGCAAUGUUGGGCACUCUCGGCGCCAUCGCCGUCGAGGCACUCACCGGCGUUUCAUGGCAAGACGCCGGAAAGGUGGAGUUAGUGGAGGGAUCAUCUUACCUUGGCCAACCACUGCCUUUCUCCUUGACCACAUUAAUAUGGAUAGAAGUUUUGGUAAUUGGCUACAUUGAGUUCCAAAGGAAUGCAGAACUUGACCCUGAGAAGAGGCUGUACCCUGGGGGCUACUUCGAUCCCCUUGGCUUAGCCUCUGACCCUGAGAAGAUUGACAACCUCAAGCUGGCGGAGAUCAAGCAUUCCCGGCUAGCCAUGGUCGCCUUCCUCAUCUUUGGAUUCCAGGCUGCGUUCACCGGAAAGGGUCCUAUCGGCUUCAUUGCUACCUUGAACCAGUGAUCCACUUUUGUAUAAUAUUAAAUCACCUUCGUCCGUCACUGUCCCUUUUUCUGAUUUGUAUGUUUUGUGUUGUAACAAAACAUAUGUUAAUUGGGAAUUUAACUAAUGGACCGACCAAAUUCACAUUAAUAUUAGUAAAUGAUGGUCUAGGUG